Messenger RNA from Paraglomus brasilianum, 786 nucleotides. The record is from the annotation of a GenBank genome assembly. NCBI's taxonomy places the organism in Eukaryota, Fungi, Glomeromycota, Glomeromycetes, Paraglomerales, Paraglomeraceae.
AUGCCCUUCAUUAUAAGACGUUCUUUGCUUACACCACUUUCUGCUGCUGGGUAUCUGAAAUGUCCUUUGAUGACUUUAAAAAGAUGCUCUUCCAGUGCGGUAAAGCCUGAUAUAUCAACUGAAGCUUCCAAGAGCCAAGAGAAGAACUUUGUCCUUCCUAAAUGUGAGACUCAUCCCGUCGAUACAGACACGGUACUCUGGAUUAUAAGAAACAAUAGAAAAAGGACUGCAACUGAUUACUUCACUCUCUUUGUAAGGCAAUGGAAUCAUAAUCAAAAUUACUAUACCAAGAAAACAAACGAGCCGAUUAAAACAUUUAGAGUACAAGCUAUAUGUUCGAAGAAGAAAGUUAGCAAACUCGCGGUUGUAAGAGUGCGAAUUAAGAGGAGAAUAAUUCAUGCAUGUCGAACCGUAUUACCGGAACAUGGUCGAUUAAGACACGAUUAUCUAUUUUCCGGAAAACUCGACGCUUAUAGUGCUCCGUGGGAGUCAUUAUUAUCUGCCGUACGCAAGUCGAUCAAUAAUCCCACGAUGUAUAACCCUAAUGUAGGAAUUCCGGUUGGCAAAAUGCCUAAUAGAAAAGAUCUAUUUGGCCAAAUUGACCAUGACAGUAUGUUCGGGUAUUGGAAGGAAGAAAAGGCUGGUUCCAAAAAAUUGUCAAUUUCCGAGGAUCAGAGAAACAAUCAACACGAUGGAAGUCGCAAAGGCGGGAUAGAAAAUAGAGGCAAACAGAAUAGAGUGACCAAAGCGAAAAUAAGCAACAAAUUCUUAAUUGAUGAUAAAUAA